AAUGGCGCUGGAGCGCGUGCUGGAGAAUUAACGCAGAGGACACGGGGAGCGUGGAGACGCGACACUCCGUGGUCUGCCCCCGUCUCCACGCAGGUUGCGAAAGUUUAUGCUGAGAAGCUGGGCCGAGUUAAGAUUGUGUAGGCCCCUCGGCUACAGGUGUGUGGCUGUGUCUCACCGGGACCCCCACAACCCACAGCAGCUGAACAAAUCGGAGUCCCCGUCAACCCACGAGAAGGGGGAUUGGGAGGGGGGCUUAUCCCGUUGGGGGUGGAGGGGAAGAGGACCAAUGGGGAACGGCAGCGUGAAGACGCAUCCCCUGCGUGACCCCGACGCGGCCUCCAUGGCCCCCUCUGGACCCCCCCCGCCGCCGCCCCCCACGGGGGGGCCCGGGAGCCCACAGGGGACGCUGCUGCGUGCCGAGCUGCGACAAAGAGAGGCACAGGUGCGGGACCUAGAGGUGCGAGUCCUGGGGUUGGAGGCCGAGCUCAGACACCGUACGGUACAGGUGCGCAAGUUGCAGGAGGCGAUCGGCCACGCGUCCGGGGCCCCGACAGGUCCCCUCGGACCCCCGUCAUUGCUCCCGGGGUCGGGUUGCCUCCCCAGCCUCCUGCACGCGGUACAGAGGGAGCCGGGCCCCCGGCCGCUGGCCAAAGCCGGAGUCUCGGCGGAGCCGGCGUCCAGUUCCAGCCUCCCGCGGCAGCAGCUGGGGGGCGCCGCUUGCUGGGCCCGCGUCCACAAGAACCCCUGCUCGCAGAGGCUCAUCAAAGCCGCUCUGGCCAAGAACGAGUUCCUGCGGCGGCUGGAGGACGGGCGUGUGACCCGCAUGGUGGAGUGCAUGUACGAGCGCGCGUACUCGCCCGAGCAGGCCGUCGUCCGGGAGGGCGAGGCGGGCAACCACCUGUACGUCCUCGCAGAGGGUGUGGUGGAGAUGCAGCAGAGGGGCACCUGCCUGGGCCACAUGCACCCCGGCACCGUGUUUGGGGAGCUGGCCAUCCUCUACAACUGCAAGCGCACCGCCACUGUCAAAGCGGUGACGGCGGUGCGCGUCUGGGUGCUCGACCGCCUCACGUUCCAGGCGAUCGUCAUCCGGGAGGAGCAGGCGCGGCACCAGGAGCACGUGUGCUUCCUGCGCAGCGUGUCUCUGCUCAGACAGCUGCCCGAAGAGAAGCUCGCACGCAUCGUGGACUGCAUGGAGGUGGAGAGCUACGUCAAGGGCGAGUACAUCAUCCGACAGGGCGAGGAGGGAAGCACUUUCUUCAUCAUUGCCCGUGGCUCGGUGCGAGUGACGCAGGCCGAGGAGGGACGCGACGAGCCGCGGGACAUUGAGGUGUUGGGGGUGGGACGGUACUUUGGGGAGAAGGCCCUCAUCAGCGAAGACGUCCGCUCGGCGAACAUCAUCGCGGCGGAUGACGCGGUCGAAUGCCUCGUCAUCGACCACCAGACGUUUGUGCAGACGGUGGGGACGAUGGAGGAGCUGCAGGAGUACGUGGCCCUGCUGGCGCAGAGAGACCAGCAGCGGAGUGCCCAGCGACCCCAGUCCCAGCUGAGCCCGGCCACUCUGGACGAGGAGACGACGCGGCUCAUGGAGCUGCUCUCCGCCCUGCCGACCUCUGACCCCCGCACCCACAUGGACGUCAUCGCCACCCUCGGCGUCGGCGGGUUCGGCCGCGUGCAGCUGGUGAAGCUGAAGGAGAGCGACGUGACGUUCGCGCUCAAGUGUCUGAAGAAGAAGUUUGUGGUGGAGUCGAAGCAGCAGGAGCACGUGUACUCGGAGAAGCGCAUCCUGCAGGAGUGCAGCUCCCCCUUCAUCGUGCGGUUCUACCGCACGUUCCGCGACCAGAAGUUCGUGUUCCUGCUCAUGGAGGCGUGUCUCGGCGGUGAGCUGUGGAGCGUACUGCGGGACAGCGGCGGGUUCCAGGAGGUGAGUGCGCGGUUCUGCGUGGCGUGUGUGGUGGAGGCGCUGGCGUAUCUGCACGCGCGCGGGAUCCUCUACCGCGACCUCAAGCCCGAGAACCUGCUCCUCGACGCGCGAGGCUACGUCAAGAUGGCAGACUUCGGCUUUGCCAAGAAGCUGGCUUGCGGGCGCAAGGCGUGGACGUUCUGUGGCACGCCCGAGUACGUGUGCCCAGAGAUGAUCGUGAACCGGGGACACGACCGCGGCGCCGACUGCUGGGCGCUGGGGGUACUCGUCUACGAGCUGCUCGCCGGCGUUCCCCCGUUCUCAGGCACGGACCCCAUGAAGACGUACAACGCCAUCCUGUGGGGCAUGGAGAGGGUGCACUUCCCCAAUGAGGUGGGGAAGAGGGCCGAGGACAUCAUCCGCAGGCUGUGCAGACAGAACCCGUCGGAGAGACUGGGAAACCAAAAGCACGGCGUAGGGGACGUGAGGAAGCACAAGUGGUUCCAGGGGUUUGACUGGGAAGGCCUCCGAGCUAAUCAGCUGGCCUCCCCGCUAAAGAGAGAGGUGUCAGGGCCCACAGACUUCAAGAACUUUGACUGGUUUCCAGAAGAUCUGGACGUACCCCCAGAUGAAACAUCGGGCUGGGAUCAUGACUUCUGACCUCAGGAUCGUGUCCAACUCACACAAACGUUGCGCACACGCUCGCAUUACCGCCAUGCGCAGCAUCAGAUCGAGGGCAAUGUGACCUGGUCUGAUGGGUUUUUUUUCCAACCUUCAACCUUUGCUCGGUGCGAAGUCAUUCAUUCUCCUCCUCCUGCCUCUAUUGUCUGUAACUUCCUUCCCCCAGAAAUGCAUGCUGUCAACACUCUGCCUAUGACUGACUGCCAUUGUCCAUAAAAUAAAUAUGCAGUGUUUUUGUACAGCGGGUUCAUAUGCAGUCACAUUUAAAUGCUAUAAAAUCCAAGUUAUAUUUUUAUGUAAAUAAACUAAACUCAAAAGUGCCCCAUUUGUUAAAGUGGAGUUCACAAAAGAGCACAAUUAUUUAAGAGGUUUUUUUUCUGAAUCACAUUCCACAACGGCUUACGUAAACGUCCAAUUAGUCACAAACUCGCCGAAUAUCUCGCAGCCCUCAACACGAUGGGCGCGCACACCCCCAGAGACGGCACCGCGUUCCACGUCUCCCAGGCCAAUGUGACAACAUGAAAUGGCCCCCAUGGAAAUUCGUGACAGAGCAUUUCUGUCAAAGUGCCAUCCAUACUCUCUUUGCCAAUGAAGACCGAUGCCAAUGUUGCCAUUUGCCCAGGACUUGCCAAGAACACCAUGCCAUUUGGAUACCAUCUAUGCCAUUGAGAUUGUUACGCCACCAUCCGAACAAACGCACAGUUUGUCGUUGUAUAAUCUCGUACAUUUGUUCAGUAAAACAUUCCGUAACGAGCUGUCCCAGUUUGUGGAAUGUUGUCGCUGUGUAGUGUCCGCUGUAUGGUCCUCUUUGAUGUAAUACUUUGUUUCUGCUGGCGGUGCAAGUUUUAUAAUCUCUGUACAUUCCCCUGGGUGAGAAUGAGAUUUACAAUUAGAAUAUACUGUACUGCGCGGUGCUGUGUAAGCUCCCGUUCUUUGUGCCAUCGUCAGACGCUAUGGGGUUGUCAUCGUUUCACUGUCAACAAAACGCCGCGUUUCAUCUGUACUGUGAAUGUAUUUAUGAUUUUUUUUGUCAAGCUAUUUCAUACGUGGAAAUUCAUAAUAAAAUGUCAUCUAAGUCAAGCAUAUGUUGCCAUAUUUUCCAGAUGUUAGCGAACUCAAAGGAUUUAUGAUUUUUUUUGUCAAGCUAUUUCAUAAGUGGAAAUUCAUAAUAAACUAUCAUCUAAAUCAAGCAUAUGUUGCCAUAUUUUUCCAGAUGUUAGCGAACUCAAAGGAGAUUUUUAUAAAAAGCUGUGUCAGGUAAAGGGUGCAUUAUCGAUCGCUACAUUCCAUUAAACGUGCAACAUUGACCCACCAUUUGAUGUUUACUGGGGUACUUGUUUUCUGAGAAAGAUAUGGAUGACCACAUUAGUUAGGCAAUUAUAUUCACCUAUUCCCCCGCAGAUUCCAAGGAUUAUACAUUUUAAUUCAUGAUGCAAUUCAAUGUUUUUUUAUAUCUCCCCUUUGUAGUCAUUUGUGUCUCCAGUGCUGUAAAUUAUUCCAACAACUCGCCAAAA
Molecule: messenger RNA, 4095 nt
Organism: Lethenteron reissneri (Far Eastern brook lamprey)
Lineage: Eukaryota; Metazoa; Chordata; Hyperoartia; Petromyzontiformes; Petromyzontidae
Product: cGMP-dependent protein kinase 2-like
Biological process (GO): protein phosphorylation
Molecular function (GO): cGMP-dependent protein kinase activity; ATP binding
Source: RefSeq, a predicted model, not a curated record